Molecule: messenger RNA, 692 nt
Organism: Electrophorus electricus (electric eel)
Lineage: Eukaryota; Metazoa; Chordata; Actinopteri; Gymnotiformes; Gymnotidae
Source: RefSeq, a predicted model, not a curated record
GGCUGAAAAAUAAUCGCACAGAAAUGGGAGUCAAAUCGUAUAAUAUCUCUGCUAUGAAAUACAAGUCCAGCAUCAGAAACAUAUCCCACACCCUAAACUUAAUAUCAGUCGGGAGGAACCACAGCGGCACCUAUUACUGUACAGGGUGGACGGAGAUACCAGUUCUUGGACCAAAGAUUUACGGAACAGGCACGGAGCUGAUAGUCGAGGAGUUGCCAUCGUCCUGUUCUGUCGACGCUAACGUCACUAUCCCUACGAGCCAGUAUACAUUAUUGAUGUCACUUUUAAGUUUUCUGUUGAUUACUGUCUCGAUUACAUCUGUCACAUGCAUAAUGUGCAAGGGUCGCCGUAGGACUCCAAACAAAACAAAACAUCCUAAACAAAUGUGUGACCUUGAGGCUGUCCAGACAGGUGUAGGCUUGCCUCUCUCCGUCUCAUCUGAUGUCCUGUAUGCUGCACUCACUCCUCCCAGAGCUCCAGAGACCAUCCGCACACACAUGAUUAGUCCAGAUCCAGCAAACACAGAUGUCUUGUACUCAACCAUUCAUAUAACACCAAAGAUUAUGGAACAGAUGGUAAUUCCAGACACACCUGAUGGUGUUUGAUCUGUUUCCUGGACUCUGAGAUAAAACAAAUUAUGAAAUGAUUCAUAAUGUUUCCACAGAAUGAGAAACUAAGAUUAAAACAACUGA